AUGAAUGCCGUUAAUGUCGGCUUAAUUGUAUUCACUUUGCUCUACUGUGUUGAUCGAAAAAUUCGGAGAAUCCUGGGCCUUUAUCUGCUACUACUAACAACUCAUGCCCUCGCUAAGUGUGCCGUGACCCCUUCAUCCUCUCGCAUCCGAUCGAUAACUGGAGACAGCGUUGCAAGCACGUUAGCAUUGAAGUCGAAUUUUGAAAGGCCAGUCUUCGUGAGCGUGGGCUUUGAAGACGAACAUGGAUCCGCCGAAGUCUUAUUACUCCCCGAAGAAGUGGGUCCUGCCGAUGUUCCUGUGGGUCCUAAUCCUGGUGAGGUUCCUGUGCAAAAGUGCUCGACGAGCAGAUCGCUUCCCUUUUGCUCAUCUGCACUACUUCUCCCUCUGGUUGGGACGCAAUCGAAUCUUCUCCAGAAAUAA
Messenger RNA from Strongylus vulgaris, 420 nucleotides. The record is from the annotation of a GenBank genome assembly. NCBI's taxonomy places the organism in Eukaryota, Metazoa, Nematoda, Chromadorea, Rhabditida, Strongylidae.